GGAGUCGCCACGGGAUCCCCUCAGCGUCCUCUUUCGGCCACCCUUCUUUGAGCUAGAGGCAACCAACGAAGCCCAACAAAUAAUGCACACCAGACCAGAAUCCAGACCAGGUAGGUAGUGCUGUCUGACUCCCGACUGAGCUCCAGAUGACUUGUCAGUGCGCCCAGAUCACAUUGACCAUUGGCCCGUCCCUUCCGAACAGUUCCACUGCUGGAUUGCAUGGCUACCUAGCUCCUUGGGUCUUCCUUCUCUUGGCCUGCUUCAAAGCACUAAUCUCAGAUCUCUUCAGAUCGCUGAAGCUUGCAAGGUCAUCUUCACAACCCUCGGCAUUGCAGUCGUACAAAGCAUUUUGGUGCCACGCUUACUGCUGCUAUCUUACUCGAGCAUAUGCAUUGAGAUCUGCUAAGGGGCGCUCAGAAGAAGCUGGCAAGUUGGAGAGAUUUUUCGCAGGUGACUCGAUCCAAAGUCCAUAUUCACUACUACUUAGAUCAGCCCUUCCUUGGUUGUUCCGUGGAGAGUUCAGCUCAGCAUCUCAGACCCUUCACCCUCUAUACGUAAGCUGAUCACGACAGGCACACUUCAAGUAUUUCCCCUGGAGUGAAAGCCUGCAGCGCCCCUUUGAUAGGCCGACAGAGCAUCAACAUUGGACGGCACUCUGUAGCAACCAUGAAGGCUGCCACAUUAACCCGCACGGGCGUCUCCCAAACCCCAGCCGGGUUUGCCGCUAACCCACAUGCUGCACUGGGGCCCCAAUUCGCCGGCCUUCGUGCAAUGCCGCUGCCAAAGAAGGCUGCCCCGUGCGCCGCACCCCCCCAAAACAGGGCCUCGGUGAUCUCCGCCACUGAAAAGGUGCCCGAGAAGAAACCCAGGGAUGUGGCCGCAAAGGCGGUCGCUACGGCGCCCCCCCCGCCGAUGCAGGGGGAAAGUGCCCCCCCACAGGUCGAUGCGGAACGGUUGGUGCCUCGGGUGGCCAAGAAUGAGGAGGGGUUUUGGGAGCUGAAGAAGGAGUUCCAAGCCAGUCUAAACCCAGCUGAAAAGAUCAAGCUAGGGGCUGAGCCCAUGAAACUGUUUACGGAGAUGCGGAUCAAGGACUUGGCAGAGCAGGGCUUUGCGGAGGUGGACAAAACGAAAGAAGGCAAGGACGACAUUGACGUCCGGCUCAAGUGGAUGGGGCUCUUCCACAGGCGCAAGCGCACACCCGGGCGCUUCAUGAUGCGGCUCAAGAUCCCCAACGGCAUCGUCACGGCCAAGCAGACCGCAUACCUCGCCAGCGUGAUCGCAAAGUACGGUGCUGACGGCUGCGCUGACAUCACCACGCGUCAGAACUACCAGCUGCGUGGAAUCCUGCUGGAGGACGUUCCGGAAAUCAUGAAGGGUUUUGAGGAGCACGGGUUGUCCGCGAUUCAGUCGGGGAUGGACAACGUGCGCAAUGGGGUGGGGAGCCCCCUUGCAGGCAUCGAUCCUGAGGAGAUUCUCGACACAAUUCCUUACAACAUUGCCCUCAACGACUACAUCAAUAACAACAAGAAGGGCAAUCUCGACAUCACGAACCUGCCCCGCAAGUGGAACGUGGCAGUGGUUGGGACGCACGAUUUGUACGAGCACCCGCAUAUCAACGAUCUCGCUUACAUGCCCGCGACAAAGGACGGAGUUUUGGGUUUCAACAUCCUAGUGGGGGGGUUCUUCUCCCAGAAGCGCUGCGCCGAGGCGAUCCCCAUGGAUGCGUGGGUCCCGUCAGAUGACGUCGUGCCGCUCUGCAAGGCCGUUCUGGAAGCUUUCCGCGACCUGGGCUCCCGCGCCAACCGCCAGAAGGCGCGUAUGAUGUGGCUCAUCGACGAGAUCGGUCUCGAGGCGUUCCGGGAAGAGGUCGCCAAACGGAUGCCCACCGGAACCAUUCCAAGGGCCGGAACGGACAUGGUGGACCCCACGUGGAAACGGCGGAGUUAUUUCGGUGUGAACAAGCAGAAGCAGGCGGGGCUGAACUUCGUGGGCGUGUUGGUGCCGGUUGGCCGGUUGCAGGCCGACGACAUGUUCGAGUUUGCGCGCGUUGCGGAAGAGUACGGCAGCGGCGAGCUCCGCAUGACGGUCGAACAGAACUUCAUCAUCCCGAACGUUCCGGACGACAAAGUCGAAGCCUUUUUGGCGGACCCGCUGUUCAAGAAGUUCACGCCGUUCCCGAGCAACCUCAGCGCUAACCUGGUCUCCUGCACGGGCAGCCAGUUCUGCGGCGUGGCUCUUAUUGAGACCAAAAAUCGGGCGCUCGACAUCACGGCGCAGCUGGAGGCGAGCUUGGACGUCCCCACGCCCGUCCGGAUGCACUGGACUGGCUGUCCGAACACCUGCGGACAGGUCCAAGUGGCGGACAUCGGGUUCAUGGGCGCGGCCGCGCGCGACGAGAACAAGAAGCCGUGCGAGGGCGUCGACAUCUUUUUGGGGGGCCGCAUUGGCUCCGAUUCGCACCUGGGGGAGUGCGUCAAGAAGGGGGUGCCCGUGAGCCAGCUCGUCCCGGUCGUCGAAGAAUUGUUGAUGACGCACUUCGGGGCGACACGGAAGGCGGUCGCGGCGUGAGGGGGCCGCGGGGUUUCUGGGUGACAUCAGCGUGACGUCACUCGGGAAAGGAGUGAGUGCUCGGGGGAGGUGGCGAGGAAAGCUUCCUUGUCACGCGGGGGGGUUUGACGGGGCGCUUACGGAGGUUAAGGCUAGCCCGAACGCACGUUAUUGAAAGUCACCAGCUAGGCUUAGAUGGACUACAUUCAGUCGGGGGGGUAACCCUCACAGAUACACGCUACCAAAUUGCUGGCUCGACAAGCAUCUCAGUAUCUUACGAAGGAUCAGUUCAAACGGUGUUUGUCGUUGGGUAAUCAAGAAGGGUCGACUGAACCGCACUUAUUGAACAGCGGCAUGCUGUGCCCAACACAAAAGAGUUGGAAGUUAGUUGUGUGGGUAGCCUCUAGAAUCUACUAGACCCGUCGACGAAGCAGGAACGAGCAACCCAACUGGAUCAUCUGCUGGAGUUGGACCCGCCUAUUUUAGUGUCAAGUGUACAUAAAUGGUAACGUUGAUAUUGUUUGUCAGAUUCAUUGCGUCGAAACAGCCCCCACAUGCACUCAAAUUACGCUAAUUACCCUACUACAAAAGGCAUGGUCGCAUGCGUUUUGGAAUCGCGGC
Messenger RNA from Klebsormidium nitens, 3168 nucleotides. The record is from the annotation of a GenBank genome assembly. Lineage: Eukaryota; Viridiplantae; Streptophyta; Klebsormidiophyceae; Klebsormidiales; Klebsormidiaceae.